AACAACAGGUGGACGAUUCGGUGGUCGGACUUUGUUGGCAGAACGAUCAGAUUGCUUUUCAGAAGAAUGUCUGCUGCAAGCAGUCUGUGUUGGAAAAGCUGCUGCAAAAUCCUCUGAACAAAUGGCUUACAUCAGUCUGCAGAGACAUGGAGGAAAUAACCGUACCACCUCAGGCGUGCAAGUACUCUGACUGGACCCGUCCCAUCAUAGUGGACAUGACUGAGGUGGCUCUCUGUGCUGAGAUGGACCCACUUAACUUUACCUCCAAAGUCUGUGCCAAUAAUACAGUCCUACAAAACCUGCUGGCCAAUCAGGACAACACCUGGCUAAUAGAGCACUGUGCCAACUACUCAAAAGACCCAGGGCGAUCUUCUAAUAAAAGUGUGGAAGGAGGAGGCGUGACUAAACAGUGUCAAUACUCCAGCUGGAUCACAUCUCCACCAGAUGCUGCACUCCUGGCUCUAUGCUGGGAGAAUGAUCAGACCAAUUUUUUCUUAUCCAUUUGCCCUAAUGACGGUCUUCUCCUGUUUCUGUCCCGUGAGCCGUGGAGCCAGUGGGUGAACAAGAUGUGUACCACCUACACCACCUAUACCACUGCCACCACCACCAGCAACAAUAGCAACAACAACACUAGCACCACUACGGACCCUAAUUUUUGCCUAGCAAGAAAUCUGGUGAAGGAGUUCAACUGGAGCUGCUCUACCAUCUUUGCUUCAGCCUGUCAGCCGUGUGCCACUCAGAAUAUGGUCCUGCAGACAGUAGUGCGCUGUUGGGUGGACAGCGUGCGGUCCAGGAUGGUGGAUCUGCUGACUCCACCUGUGGCUAGAGCAUUGGAGCAGGCAGUCAGCACCACUGUGGUUCUCCUGUUAUCCCUGGAGGAGGUUCAGCUCACCCAGUGGCAUGUCACCGAGACAAUACGUCCAAGUGUGCUAAAAUCUGUGGUCAACUAUUUCAAGUUGGAGGACAACUCUGACAACAAGAGAGUCUUACUACAGUGUUUUGGGACGGUGCUAAGCAGCCUGCUGCAGACGGGAAGAAACCUGCAGAACACUGACGAAAUGCUUCUCAUUAAGGCGUACUUCAAUUUAUCGCUGAGCAGCCUGAGGCCAGUGCUCAAAGAAGCUCACAAUCACACCAUCAGACUCAUCCUUCAGUACUACGCCAGUGUCAAAGACACACUGCAGUUGCCCAAUGAGUACCUGUCCACCAUGGUGUCAGAGAUACUGCAGACCCACCUGGUAAAAGAUGUUACACUUUUCCCUGAGCUGGCUCCAAUGCUGACUAAAGCCAGCCCAGCUGAGAUCCAAGCUUUGCCUUCCUGGCAGAACAACAUCAAUGUUCGGGACAAAAUUAAUGAAAUCUUAAAGAGCAUGACCCCGGACCAGCAGCAGGCCUUUGGAUUGUGGUACAGCAGAGCAUUGUCCCCCUCCAACAUCACCAGAGGUCAACAGUCGCUCAUCAGGGACACAGGAAACCUGAUCGCCUACCUGCCCUUCCAGAACUUCCAACACCUCUCAGCUGCUCAGCUGCUUGAUGGGCUGGAUGUGUUGCAGAGAAACACCCUCACUCCACUAAAGCAGGAAUUCGUAGCACAAAAGCUCAUCAGCACCUACAGGAACCUGACAGCUCAGGACUUUUCCAGGCUGGGUAGUAUCACAUGCCUGGCAGACCCAGCAGAUCUCUAUGUUUAUAAAGGCACCGAGGCCUUCAGGGUGAUCCGGGAGAGUAUUAUGAACUGCACACGCAAAGGGCUCCGUUUGCCAAGCGACCUGGUUUUCAAUAUUUUACUGAACACCACCGAGCUGCAGGUGCCGUCUGCAGUCCCUGCUGAGCGCCUGGCAGAGAUCGCGCUCCUCCUGCCCUCGCUGGGCGUGACUUUCCUGCAGGGUCUCUCUACAAAUCAGCUGCUUUCUGUCCUCCCCACCCUGAACUCUAUUCCAUUCAGUCCUGCACAGGCAGCUGUAAUAGUAGACAAGCUGUCUUCAGUCAAUGGAUUUAUCCCAGACCGGCUGGGGGAGCUCGGCUCUCUCAUUGUAGGAGUGAAGACAGAAACAUUGCUGACGCUUACAUCUGAUAAACUGCUCUCAACCCUUGUUGCUAUUUCCCAACACACACAAUGUCUCUGUCUGCUUGACAGAAAAGGCCUCCUCCUCCCUCCACAAGCCAAUGCUAUAGCCACCAAACUCUGGGGCUUCCCAGAGGUGGUCACCUGGUUGAACGAUGUAGCUCCUUUGCUCGGCUGCACACCCCUAAUCAGUGUUCUUCCAAGGAAACGUCUACUUGUGAACAGCCUCUCCAAUACAUCUACAAAACCCUGGAACACGCAGCAGGCUAAAGGAAUUUUCAGAGAGGUUCUUGAUACUAACCCAAAUAUGAUCAAACAACGUUUCUUGAAUCUGGGAACGCUGGGGCAGGGUGUGAGCUGUGCUGUCUUAAGAGAUCGUUUUCAGGCAAAUCCGUCACUUUCUUCAGUGAGAAGCAUCCUGGCCUUGCUCAGGCAGCAGCCUGGUCUUCUGCACACCUCACUGAAAAACUGUAUAAUCGAGGUGCUCUAUCACUUUGAGUUCUUCUUUGAACUGCUUGAAGAUCUUGGAGUUGAAAUUGCGCUUUCGAUGCCGGUGAGUGCCAUAAAAAGGUUUUCCACAGAUAUGAUGAACAGUCUCAGGAGGAUGAUUAAAGCAGGACCGCAUCACUUUCUCCUGCUGUCCCGAACAAAGCAGCUGCUGCUGGUGGAUAAAAUGGUGCAGAGGUUGGACAUGUAUACAGGCGUGUUCACGGAGGAGGAGUUCCGUUCGCUUGGCAUCAUGGCACCGUUUGUGGUAGAUGAGGUUUUUAUUCAGGUGGACCGAAGGUUCUUCAUUCAAAAUCUGGAUUUCCUCCAUGGGCUCUGCUACAGCAGCACCAAGAUGGAAAUCGUGGCUCGUAUUCUCCAAGAGCCUGCUGCCUUUGGCCCAGUGCAGAAUUGGGACCAGACAACACUCAGUCAGGUGGACCGCUUUCUCUUCUUCCUGCCUAAAGACCAACUGCAGCAGAUUUCCCUGGCAUUGAUGACUGUGGAGCGAAUAGAGAAGCUGUUCAUGAGCCACCAUCGGUGGGAACGUGGAGACGUCGGGAUGCUGUGUUCAGAUGAGACUGAGAGGAAGACCAUUUUUGAAAGGCAGCAGUUUGUUCUGCAGUUUUUCCUGGGCUUCCUUAAACUAAAUUCUCAGUCAUUGACUCCAGUGGUUCCUACUUGUGAGAUUUUGCAUACAACAGCCCCCUCCGUUUGGCUCUCCAGCAGUUUGACUAGCAUGUCUUCAUCUGCCUUCUCCAACUGUCUGGAGCUGAUGGGUCACGACCCGUUCCUUGCAUCCUACCAACGCACUGAAGUGCUCAGGAGAGUCAAACAGAUAUAUGGCCCAGUCUCCUCCUUCUCCCAGGCUGUCAUCUCUCAGCUCGGUGUAAUAGCGACACAGCUAUCAUUAGACGAGCUGAAUGCCAUUCGACUGACUGAGCGGAGAAGCAUCGCCGCUCUGGGCACAGUCAGUGACUGGAAUAGCAGACAGCUGGCCACACUGUUUUCCACCGUGUUAAACUCCACCAAGCAGAAUCCGAGCCAGCUUGACUCCAGCACUCUGGUGGCAAUGGGAUACAUUGUGUGUGGUGCUAAAGCCACAGAGAUGAGGUCUUUCAAUCCUAUAGAGCUCAGUAAGGCGGUUCUCAGGUUGGGUCGGCUCAGGCUGUCCUGCUCAGAGGAGCAGCUGCAAGCUCUUGUUGAACUGCUAACCCACAGCCUCGCUUUUGGACUCAUGAGUUCCUGGGGCACCGAUGUGUUCAUUGAGAUCGGAGUCCUGGCAGUGGGUAUCCCAGACAUGGCCAUGUCAGCGCUGGUAAAAGAGCAAAUUGAGGGAAUUGCACCUUUGGCUAUCUCAAUGAUGCCACAAGAAAAGUUUGCUGUGGUAUUCUCCCCGGAAAAGAUUGUCAUGUUCUCCUACGAGCAGGCUGUUGCAGUAACUGAUAACCAGCGCUCUGUUCUGUCAGACCUCCAGAAAACAGCUCUAGCUAUGGUGCUGACACCCUGGGACGAUAAGCCUGUAGACUUCAGAGGGAGGUCACUGGGGUUGGCGUUGAGCCACAGCCCCCUGUGUCUCUUAUCGGGACUGCUGAUGCUGCUGACCGUCCUGCUCUGCCCUGACACAUGACCUCGUUCACCCCAGCCGAAUCAGGAGACCCCCUCUUCCACAUGAUGAUUGUCUGUCUGCACAAUGCUGUAUUUCUUUGAAAUAAACAGGAUUUAAAGCUUUCCGUACUCUUUUUAGCAACACUGUAAUUGAUCUUGUAUAACUAUUACUUUAACAUCAACAUUUAGCAGUGAAAGAACAAAGUUUGAGAGAGUAAGAGCUGUUUGUUUUAAUCAGCAAGUCUAUCUAAUACCCACAGAUCCUAGACUAUUUAUUUAUUUUUGUACAAACCUAUCUAAACACUUUACUUUCCCAAAUAUAUCCUUCUCAGGGAUGCCAUACCUAGAAAUAAUACUUAAAAAUGAUAAAGGUUAAAAUAUAAUUGUUGUGCAGUUAUUACAAAAGAAAUCUGUUGCAAAUGUACAAAGUUAUUUAUUUUUGGGGAACUAUAGAUUUAUGUGAGUAAUAGUGAUAACACUUUCUAUAUAUCUGUCUAUUUUGAGUUAUCUUGAUUACAAAACAAUACCUAGUAGGGCCUGAUUGUACUAAUAUUGAUCAACUUUGGUCUGUUGUUGCUGUGAGUUUUGUACUGUUGUGCACACUUUGUGGUGUGAUUAAAAUGAAUCUAAAUGAUCAAUAAACUGAACCAAUCUACCUCUGAUUGGCUCUUUUUAUUGCUUGUUAUUGUUGUAGUUUUACCCACAGCUCUGUUCACUAUUCAAAAAGCAUUUGACACUACAGAUGACAGAUUACUAAAGAUAAAGCUGGAGAUAACGGUAUCAAAGGGGUGGCACAUUCCUGGUUAAAUAGUUACCACAUUGAUAGAUACCACUGUGUGCAAAUAAAUAAUAACUCUGGUUUCA
Messenger RNA from Oreochromis aureus, 5023 nucleotides. It is a transcript of the gene strc1, whose product is annotated as stereocilin 1. Gene Ontology annotation, biological process: cell-matrix adhesion. The record is from RefSeq and is a predicted model, not a curated record. The transcript is spliced from 26 exons. NCBI's taxonomy places the organism in Eukaryota, Metazoa, Chordata, Actinopteri, Cichliformes, Cichlidae. Gene Ontology annotation, cellular component: kinocilium; cell surface; stereocilium tip. Bases 147 to 4181 code for a protein of 1344 amino acids.